AUGAUGAUCGAAGGCAAGUUCCACUAUGUCUAUGAUCCCCAGCAGUACGUGGGCAAAACGCAGGACGAGAUGUUGAAAGCGCAGGAGGCCAUCAAGGAUGCCCUGGCCGAAUCCGUGGGCUUCGGCCUCGUUGCCGCGGAGAUUGAGGUCCGCUGGGAGUCCACGGCCGCGCUGGCCCAGGUGAGCAACGCGACGCCGACGACCCUUGACAUGCUCUGCAUCUUCACCUUCCCGUGCCCCAUCGGCGCUACGCCAGAAGAGGUGACGGCGUCCAUGAGAACGAUCACCACCCGAAGCUUCCUGUCCAUCCUUGCGCCCAAACUCGCGGGCUUGGGGCAUGAGCCCUUUGCCUUUACCGCCACCUCCUUCAUCGGAGCUGCCGUCGUUACCAAUACCACCACGGCCAGCCCGAGCCCCAAAUCCUCCACCACCAGCUUCAUCCCCGUCGCCAGCACUCAGCCAGCGACCACGACCACAGAGGCACCCAAAAAGGACUUCCAUCCUUGUAAGUCUCUGGAGGAUUACAUGCCCGAGGCAAAGAUGAGUGAAUACGGCUGGUGCAACCUGGAGGGGAGCACGACCCCUUCGGAAUCCGAAUGCGUUGCUGCAAAUUGCAGUGCACAUGGCUACCCCGAUCAUCCUCAUUGCCACUGUGCGACGGAAGAAGGGUGUGCUUUGAUUGGCGGCACCUGGAAGUAUCACCUUUGCAAGGAAGAGAUGCAAAUGUACCAGCAUGGCGAGAUUUACGCUCUAUGGGAGGAGGCCACCGAGUUGGGUACCUGCGACGGUGUGAUGACCAGCUGGCACUCGACUCUCCCGGAGUCCAUUGACUGGCCAGCCCGGAAGUGCUGCGCUUCCUGGCCUCAGACGUUCUGCGAGCCCGGAGGCACGCUCGCGACUCCUUGCAAGGACGCGAGCGACUUCCUCGCCGACCACAUGACAGACCAGGGUGUAACCUGCAUGGACUGGCUGCAGCAGUGGUGGUCCGAGUAUUGGGCGCUGAAGAACGCAUCGGCCGCAGGUAGCUGCAGCGGCAUGGCCCUGCCGUGGGGCGAGUCGCUGGAGGACUGGGUGACGCACCCUGCAAAGCAAUGCUGUGCCUCCUUCCCUGCGACGAUCUGCGACAAAGAUGCCAAGUUCAUGACGCCGUGCAAAGUCGCCGCUGACUUUACGCCAGAGCAGGAGUUGUACAGCCACUGCGAGUUCAAGUCGAUGCCGGACAACGUGACCUGCGAAGCCGCCGGCUGCACCUACUAUCAGGAGCACCACUACUGCAGUUGCUCCGGGGAGGUCUGUUCUGCAGCCGGAGGGGUCUGGAAGAUCCACACGUGCUCGAUGGAACAGUCACACUGGCCCCUCAAGAUGCAUCGAGCCCUUCAGGAGGCCUCUGAGGAGGGCAGCUGCGCGGAUCUCGAAUACGACGGAGACCUUCAAGGGGAGACGCAGUGGACUUCACAGAAAUGCUGUGCCUCCUUCCCGGCCUCCGUCUGCAACCCAGCGGCCAAGAGGAUGACGCCUUGCGAGAGCGAGGCCGACUUCAUCCCGACGAACGUUUUGCACGAGUGGUGUGAAGUGAAUCCGGUUCCCGAUGCCAGCACCUGCGGGAGCCACGGGUGUCACGGGGACGGCAGCUACUGCCAUUGUUCCAGCCAUAGCAGUUGCUCAUCCAUUGGUGGGUCAUGGAAGACGAGCACCUGCGGCGAGGACCUUGGCCAUAAAGAUGUUGCAUGGCACCAGGCUGUGGCGCAGGCCUCCGACGAGGGCACCUGCGCGGAGUCCAGAGUGCAUGACAGCACCGUGGAGGAUGCGAUCUCCUGGAGCAGUCGGAAGUGCUGCGCUUCUUACCCGGCCAACGCUUGUUACAAGGGCUUGAAGAAGAUGACGCCAUGCAAGGACGAGGCGGACUUCUUGCCAGGCCACUUCCUCCAUGAGUGGUGCGAGUUUCACGGGACGGUCCCGGAAACAUGUGGCACGACUCCUGGCUGCCAUGCCGGAGAGGGCUGGUGCCACUGCGACAACUACGAAGCCUGCACUGCGGCCGGGGGAGCCUGGAAGCAGCGGAGCUGUGAUGCGGAAAUUCAAGAAUGGGACUCCAAGAAGCACCUCGCGGUGCAGAGUGCUGCUACGGGCAUCUGCGAGGAUGUUGAUUGGCACGGACAGCCGAUGUCGGUUGCGCUGCAGCACGAGUCCUCGAAGUGCUGUGCCUCCUACCCGGCCUCUGUUUGCGACCCUACCGCCAAGAAGAUGACGCCUUGUAAGGACGAAGCCGACUUCAUGCCGUCGAACGUCGUGCACGAGUAUUGUGACCUGCAUGGCUCUUCGGUGGACUCGGACACCUGCACGGCCCACGGCUGCCGCAGCCACAAUGGCCAUUGUCACUGCGACUCGCAGCCAAGCUGCGAGGGGGUGGGUGGCACAUGGAAGGUGUCUACCUGCGACAUGGAGAUCGGUCACUGGGAACCUGCGAAGCACAAGGCCUUGCAAGAGGCUGACGAGAGCGGUACCUGUGGGGUAAAUGCCAUGUACGGCGAUCUCGCCAACGUGAUCGACUACACCGCCACGAAGUGCUGCGCCUCCUUCCCUGCCACGCUCUGCGACAAGACCGCCCGCCACAUGACUCCCUGCAAGGAUGAGGGCGACUACACCCCAGAGAAGGAGAUGUAUGCCUGGUGCGACUUCUACAGCGAUGGGGCGGUUAUGCCCGAGGAGACGGUCUGCAACGCUCAAGAAGGCUGCUAUGGAGGACAGGGCUGGUGCCAUUGCGAGGACCGCGCCAGCUGUGAAGCUGUGGGUGCCUUCUGGAACGCGCACACCUGCGCGAAGGAGGUGUCCCAAUGGAGUCCGGAGCAGCACAAGAUGUUGCAGAAGGCGGACGAGCACGGCACAUGCCUCGACCUUGAGGUCCGUGGUAUGCGUGCUCAGGACUUCGUGAACUGGCCGGCCCAACAGUGCUGCAAGUCCUUCCCGACAAGCAUCUGCGACAAGGAUGUCCAGGCCAUGACGCCUUGCCUGCGCAGCCAGGACUUCGACCACAACAAGACGAUGUGGGCUUGGUGUGAGGGGCUCUACCCGCCACCUGCCGAGGCAGACUGCCAUGCGCAGGGCUGCACGGGCAACGAGCACCACUGCCACUGCGAAACCGCUGCUGCCUGCACUGCCCUAGGCGGCAAGUACAUCGAGUACCAGUGCUGGCAGGACCUGCAGUGGAUGGCAGCUGAGGUUCACAAGGGCAUCGCCACAGCCAUCAGCCAGGGCACUUGUGAGGAUGUUGAGGCGAAUCAUAACAAGCUCGAGUUUGCCGUCGACUGGCUAG
This is a messenger RNA of Symbiodinium sp. CCMP2592, 3313 nucleotides long. The record is from the annotation of a GenBank genome assembly. NCBI's taxonomy places the organism in Eukaryota, Dinophyceae, Suessiales, Symbiodiniaceae.